AUGAAACAUACACAGAGACAGAGACAAAGCCGAGUUGGAGUUCGAUAUCAAACAGAAGUACCAAAUGAAAUAUAUUUAAUUGCAAUGAUUUUGGACCCUCGAAUAAAAAGUUUUUCUUUUGUAAAUGAACCUGAUUGUAUGCAACAACAAAUACAAGCUGAGGUUCUUUUAAAAGUCUUAUAUACUCAACUUAAGCAAAAUAUUACAAAUUCUGAAAAUAAUAAAAUGUGUAUUGAAACUAGAAUGAGCUUGAAAAAUGAUAAUAAAGAUAUAUUCUCAAAAAUGUGA
Dentiscutata erythropus is the source of this 288-nucleotide messenger RNA. Lineage: Eukaryota; Fungi; Glomeromycota; Glomeromycetes; Diversisporales; Gigasporaceae. The record is from the annotation of a GenBank genome assembly.